Drosophila pseudoobscura is the source of this 5291-nucleotide messenger RNA. RefSeq names its product BTB/POZ-zinc finger protein abrupt (gene ab). Gene Ontology annotation, molecular function: protein binding. Gene Ontology annotation, biological process: regulation of transcription by RNA polymerase II. The coding region runs from base 936 to 3665 and encodes 909 amino acids. Gene Ontology annotation, cellular component: nucleus. The transcript is spliced from 9 exons. The record is from RefSeq and is a predicted model, not a curated record. Lineage: Eukaryota; Metazoa; Arthropoda; Insecta; Diptera; Drosophilidae.
AGACCCAAACAGUACACCGCACAUCUGCGAGAUACUUUUCCGCCUCGAAACAAGAAUUCUUAUUACGCGCUCGGAGUAAAAUUCCAGCAAUCAGACGGGCAGGUUCAAUUUUGCCGCUUGUGCAGUGUUUGUCCCCCCGCAGGAGCGCAUUGAAAUCAAACUAAAUUCUAAAUCGGCGAUAAAAUUCGUGUCUAAUCAUUUUGUAAAACAGAAAUAAACCCUAUUUGUUAAACUUCCUCGUUCAAACAAAACACAAAAUUGCCAGCUAAAUAACGCUCGUGUUUCAAAAGUGUUCAAAUUAUACAAUUGUGUCAUCGAUCGACCGCCAUUGCCACAAACAUCAAGUGACCAAAACAUCAAGUGCUACGCAAGAGAGCUGUACAGAUCACAGAAGGAAACGAGCUUAGAGCAGAUACAGAUACAGAUACAGUGCCAGCGACUGAAGCUGCAGCAGAAAUACCAGAAACAGAAUCAAUUGAAAUUGCAGCUGGAGCCGAAGGAAGAACUCCUGCAGUAGAUAAAAAACAAGAAAACCUGCUUCGAAGAAAGAAGUACACUCCUACCAUCAUUACCAGCUCCGUCCAUGGCCACGGCGGCGGCAAGCAGAGUCCGGUGAAAAUGGACAAGGGCCGCCUGAGAUUGCCGCAACUUUCGCCAAAUUAGCAGAAGGCCAGGAACAGGAGAGCAGACAUCCACGGAGACACAGCGGAGUCUCUCUCUCUCUCUCGUUGGCAAAGUAAAUAUUUGCGAAUCUCGACAAAAGGACCACAACAAUAGCCAUUCAAUCGGAGCCGAGGAAUUAGCCACAAAAGAAGACGCAUCGCGCGAGUCCAUUAAGACCAAAGCCCCACUCCCCCCCCCGUAGCCCCUUCGCCCCGUCGCCCCGUUUUGGCACGCACAGAUCCCGGGAGCAGGUCCAGAGCCGGUCCACUUAAAUGACCGAAUCCACACAGCUGCAGACGGCGGAGAACAACAACGCGGGCGUGGUGAAAAUGGAGCCACCGCCACCGGCGACCUCCUCAUCCUCGGGCCACGCGCUUUCCGCACUCUCCAUGGCGGCCACCGGCUCCGCCCUCUCCCCAGCCACACCGCCCCCAUCCGCCCUGGGUCUGGCCCAGCACCAGCACCAUCUCCACCACCAACAACAACAGCAGCAGCAACAGCAGCAGCACUACGCCCUCAAAUGGAACGACUUCCAGACCUCGAUACUCAGCUCGUUCCGGCACCUGCGCGACGAGGAGGACUUCGUGGACGUGACCCUGGCCUGCGACGAGCGCUCCUUCACCGCCCACAAGGUGGUGCUCAGCGCCUGCAGUCCCUACUUUCGCAAACUGCUCAAGGCCAAUCCCUGCGAGCAUCCCAUUGUCAUACUGCGGGAUGUGCGGAGCGACGAUGUCGAGAAUCUAUUGAGCUUUAUGUACAACGGCGAGGUGAAUGUCAGUCACGAACAGUUGCCCGACUUCCUGAAGACUGCGCAUCUGCUGCAGAUCCGCGGACUGGCGGAUGUCAAUGGGGGCUAUCCCUAUGCCAAGGCCCUCUCCGCCGCCCUCUCGCACAGCAGCAGCAGCAGCCACAACAACAACAUCAGCAGUAGCCACAACAACAACCUGUCGGAGAGCAGCAGCCACAACAAGAUCAGCAGCUAUCUGCCGCAGGCCCAGACACAGAUCCCGAACAACAGCAACAUCAGCAGCGGCAGCGGCAGUGGCAGCAACAGCGGGGCACUCAACAGCAGUCACGGUUCGCCCUUCAGCACGCCCCAGGCCCCAGCCUCAGUGCCGGCUUCGAGUGCCGCAGCGGCCGCGGCGGCAGCAGCAGCGGCAGCCUCCCUCACCGCUGCCGUGGCAGCAGCGGCAGCUGCCACAGCCAACGCCAACAGCAGCAGCGGCAGCAGCCAGGCACAGGGCCAGGGCCAGGGGGGCCAGAGUGGAGGAAGCGGCAGCGGCACGCCCGCCAUCCAGGAGCUGAAGGCAUCGGCAGCGUCGCCCGUAAGAACACCCAAACCCGAACCCCAUCCCAGCAAAGCCAGCAGCAAUCACUGGGACAUGAGCGAUCUGGAGGGGAGCCGCAAGAGCCACCUGACGCCGCCGCCGCAGAAGCGCAUCAAGAGCGCCGAUCUCUUCCGGGCCCAGCACGGCAUCAGCCCCGAGCGGCUGCUGCUCGACCGUGAGUUUCCCGUGGCCGGACAGCACCCGCUGACGCGCAACCGCAGCGGACGCGACACCUCCAAGGACCGGGAGCGCAACCUGGAGCUGCGCGAGUCCCUGCUGGGACAGGCCCUGGAGAACAGCAACGGCCAGCAGGCGGCGAAUCAGAAACACGAUCUCGGACAAAGUGCCGGCGAGGACUCGAACAGCAGCGACACGGAGCCCUCGGACCGGGGCGAUGGCCAGCACGAUGGCACCCUCGACGGCAUCGACAAUCAGCGCUCGCACUCGUUCCCCAAUGCAUUCCUCGGCCUCCAGGGCAUACCCGGGCUGCUGCCUGGACCCUCUGGAAUGGGCAGUGAUUUCGUGUCCCGAAGAUCCCUGGAGAUGCGCGUCCGUGCCACCGAUCCCCGUCCCUGCCCGAAAUGCGGCAAGAUCUACCGCUCGGCCCACACCCUGCGCACCCAUCUGGAGGACAAGCACACCGUCUGCCCCGGCUACCGGUGCGUCCUGUGCGGCACUGUCGCCAAGUCACGCAACUCGCUGCACUCGCACAUGUCGCGCCAGCAUCGGGGCAUCUCCACCAAGGACCUGCCCGUGCUGCCGAUGCCCAGCCCCUUCGAUCCGGACCUCGCCUCGCGGCUCCUGGCCAAGGCUGGGGUCAAGAUAUCGCCCGCUGAGCUGCGCGCCCGAGCCUCGCCCACCGGCGGCAGUGGCAGCAGCGGCGGCGGUGGUGGCGGCGGAGGAGGCGGCGGUGGCAGUGGCGGGGCCAAGCUGGAUCUGAGCAACGCCAGCGGCGGACCACUGGACGAUGGCGAGGACUCCGACGAGGACCCCGAGGACCUGACCGUGGGCAACGGCCUGUACGGCAUGGGUGGCAGCAACAGCGACCUCAGUCGCUACCACGAGAGUCUCCUGAGCAACUUUGGGCACGCCAACACCACUAUCUCGCGGAUGCGAAACGAGGCUGCCGCGGCAGCGGCCACAGCGGCUGCUUUGGGCCAGCCCAAAGAUCUGGGCGUGCAGAUCCCCACCAGCAAUGCUGCGGGCCAGUCCCUGCUGGACACCUACCUGCAGUUCAUCACGGAGAACACGUUCGGCAUGGGCAUGUCCCAGGAACAGGCUGCAGCAGCGGCUCUGCGGGCCAAGAUGGCGCAACUGAAUGCCAUGGGUCACAGUCUGGAGAACCUGCCGCCUGGCCUGCUGCCCGGACAGUUCGAUCUGAGCAAGCUGGCCGCCGGUAACCCCGCCUUUGGCCAGAGCGGACCGGGUCUGUCGAUAGAACCGAUUCUGCGCCACGACCAGGAUCCAGCCCAGGGCCCACUGGCGCUGAACUCUGGCGGCCGGAUGCACGGGCAUGACUUGGACGAUGCGGACAAUGAUGGGGAGAUGCGGAGAGAGGGCUCAGAGCCCAUGGAUCUGGGCCUGGACAACAAUCAGUCGGGCAGCAACAACGAGGUGGCCAACUCGGAUGUUGAGGAGAACUACUCCGAGGACGAGGGCGUGCACAACACAUAAGGGAGCAGCAGCAGGAGUGUCAGAGUGUCAUUGCAUCAACAGUUGUAUACCGAAUACCCAUGGAACAUAUGUAACGAGUAGCCUUAUCCACAUGUAUACCAGUUUAUGUGUACAAUACGAUACAAAUACGAUACAAUACGAUAGAGAUACGGACCUAGGACUAGGAAAAAUCAUAUUUGUGCCGCUGCCAGAGCUGGCCUAGUAGAAUUCAAUGUUGUGCUUUUAAACUACCUAUACAUAUAUACUAUAUAAUGUAUGUAUAAAUAUACACAUGUACCUGUUGUGUAUACAAUUGAUGAAGGGGAUGGAUAUCCCCGAAACGAGCCCUGACAGGAGAAAGCUAAACCCCUAGAGUACCCUUUUAGUCGUAAGAUAGAUUUCACAUUGAAAGCGAAGAACCAGCCUGUAAAUACAUACAAAAACACCUAUGCCCCCAUCCCUCAGAACCGAUCCGUCGCAUUUAAAGUAUGUUAGUAUCCGACAGAGGAACUCAAAUGUUUAUUCAGAUGUGCCAUGCAUGCCACAGCUAGAAUCCGAGUAUGCCUACCUAUGAUAUAAGCAUACGAUAAUAGCCUUCCAAGUUCCAAGUCUAGCCUAGCCACUCCAUUGAUUCACAGUGCUUACCAUAUCUCAGGAACACUAUCUCGCGGACAAAGCCAGCAUCAACCGAACUACCUCAGCAGACCUCAGCAGACGAAUGAGUUUUGUGUGCUGUGUGCGUGUAAUCCUCGAAAUACCUUAGACUUCCAUGAGUUGUGACUGGUCCUGUCCUCGUCCUGUCUAUAUCCGUACUCUUUAUACAAUAUAUAGAAAACUCCAGGGCCCCAGGAAACUUGCCAAUAUUGAACAGAAUAGGUUAAGGAUCUGCAAUGGAUCAGAAUAUAUACAUAAAUACGUGACAAAGUGAAUGUUAAUUUAUAUACAACUACUUAUACGGUAUACAGUGCACAUUUAGCAUAGAGACACACACACACACACAGAAACCCUGUACUGUACUUACCCAGACAAUGGUUAGGAUUUGUCAGAGAAUUGAAUACCUCAGCCUCAGCAUACUCAGCACUCGAUCAGACCACACACCACACCGAACAGGGGUGAACCAGUAUCUCCGCCGUUUGAAGAGAGAGUCAUACGAUACUUAAGGAAUACUAGAAAUUAGUUAGUUUAUGUGGAAGCACUGCAAGCAAGAGACAUACCCGUAGAUAGAUGUAAGUACUACUCGUAAGUAGUGCCCGUUGCCGUUGCCGUGGCCGUGGCUGCGUUUCCUGUAUGUAUUUAGUUCGAAUAUGCCUCAGUUAUAUCCUAGGUUUAUGGUUAGUUUCAAUCGAAGAUGAGCACAGACAGACUCUACAAGAGUCGCAACCACUUGCCUUAUGACCAACAUAUGUGUUACUUUAGUAAUUUUCUACCUCAAUUAAUUUAAAUGUAAUUUACUUGGAUAUUUAUUUGUAAGUUCGCAAUGGCCGUCGCAUUUCAUUUGAAGUAGCCCGUCUUAUUUCAAUCAUUCAAUUAAGAGUGGAGUACCCCCAACGUAGCCUAACGUAACGAUACAACAACAGAUUGGAGAAUACCUAAAAAAUAUACCUAUACAAAAUGUUAUGAAUAAAGAAGAGCCCAAGUACAUGCGAG